Molecule: messenger RNA, 1887 nt
Organism: Cylas formicarius (sweet potato weevil)
Lineage: Eukaryota; Metazoa; Arthropoda; Insecta; Coleoptera; Brentidae
Product: TAR DNA-binding protein 43-like
Exons: 7
Coding region: 131-1525 (464 amino acids)
Biological process (GO): regulation of gene expression
Cellular component (GO): nucleoplasm
Molecular function (GO): RNA binding
Source: RefSeq, a predicted model, not a curated record
UUUGUAAUCAAACGCCAUUUUGGAUGGUUUAGGCGUGAUUUGCCGUUUGUUGUGUGGCGACUUUUUGAACGCAAAAAUUUGCCUGGUGAGAGUGUUUGGGCCGUAUUGAGCGCUUGUGGUUGUUGUAAGAAUGUCGAUCGAAUAUUUGCAAGUGGCUGAAGAUGAGGGAGAGGAGCCCAUCGAGCUGCCCACAGAAGAUGACGGGACUCUUCUAUUGAGUACGUUGUCCGCUCAGUUUCCGGGCGCUUCGGGCCUCAAAUACCGAAAUCCCGAGACUAAGGCUGUGAGGGGAGUGAGAUUGACUGACGGGCGGUUGCAUCCACCUCCGGAUGGUGGAUGGGGGUCAAAUAUUUAUUACUGUGUGUUUCCCAAAGAAAAUAAACGAAAAAGCGAUGACACGUUGGAAAACACAACCGCCAAGACAAAACGUAUGGAAACCAAACUUCGUUGUACCGAUUUGAUUGUUUUGGGCCUGCCUUGGAAAACUACUGAGCAAGAUUUAAGAGAAUACUUUGAGACGUUUGGUGAAGUGCUCAUGGCACAGGUUAAAAAAGACCCUAAAACCGGACAGUCAAAAGGUUUCGGGUUCAUAAGAUUCGCUGCCUAUGAAUCGCAGAUGCGGGUACUGGCUAAAAGGCAUAUGAUCGAUGGACGCUGGUGUGACGUCAAAUUACCCAAUUCGAAGGAGGGAUUGGUUCAGCAGGCACCAUUAGGUAAGGUAUUCGUGGGACGCUGCACGGAAGAAUUGACGGCGGAAGAUUUGCGGGAUUAUUUCGGAAAGUACGGCGAAGUGACAGAUGUAUUUAUACCCAAACCAUUUAGGGCGUUUAGUUUUGUAACGUUUCUGGACCCGGACGUCGCUCAGAGUCUCUGCGGCGAAGACCACAUCAUUAAAGGCGUGUCUGUACAUGUGUCGAACGCUGCUCCAAAGUCCGAAAACCGCUCGGCAAAGUACGGCAACGACCCACGUAAUGGGUUUGGCGGUCAGGGAGGCUCUAAUAGGGGCGGAGGUCCGAACGGCCCCGACGGUUCUAGCAACAUGUACCCCCAAAGGUACAACGGACCGCCGGGUCCGAACCAGGGCAGUUGGGGCAAUCAGGGAGGCCCAAGGGGUAAUAUUGAUAUGCCCAACUUGCAGGCAUUGGGUAUUACCGGCCAAGGUCAGCAGAAUAGUAACCAAGGUGGAUACAACCCGCUGGGUCUGGGUUUAAAUUUGGGCGCGUUGCCAAUGAACCCCGCGCUGGUCGCGGCGGCACUCAAUCAAGCUGGCUGGGGCCUCAUCGGCAACCUCCAGAAUCAAUCGGAACCAAAUUUUAAUCAGGGGUUUCGAAACGGUCCGAAUAACAACAGUAACGGUAAUAACCCGGGUGGAGUUAACAGCCAAGGAGGGGGCAGCGGGGCCCCAGGUUUUCUCAAUUGGAUGUCCCAAGGCGGCGGCGCACCCAACAACCAGGACGGCAGUCAGUGGCCCUCUAGACCGCCCCCUAACCAAAGUCAAGACAAGGCAUUUCUCAAAUACGAUUAAAAUUAGGAAUUAAAUCAAAAUGUAGUACAAUAAGGUACUAAUAAGCAUUUCCUUGUUUUAUCCUAUCAACUGGAUGCCAAUCACGGUUGCAAGGUGAUUGAACAAGUGGGUUGUGGGGUGCAAAGGCAAAGGUAGUCAUAGACUACUUUUUAUGAGCAACUUUUUCCCAAAACUCACUACUGGUACUUUUUAGACUUGUCUAGAGCAUCAUUUCGAUUUUAUUUAUUGUAAGAGAUAUGAGAAUUGUGUUUUUCUUUGUACAUAAAUAAACGAAUGUAAGUCGGUCGAAGGUAAACCAAGCGUGGUGGAGUUUUACUUAAAAACUAUUUACAAUAUGUAAUAAACAUAAUAAAUUAAUUGAA